Molecule: messenger RNA, 1319 nt
Organism: Alligator sinensis (Chinese alligator)
Lineage: Eukaryota; Metazoa; Chordata; Crocodylia; Alligatoridae
Gene: REM1
Product: RRAD and GEM like GTPase 1
Exons: 3
Coding region: 110-616 (168 amino acids)
Cellular component (GO): plasma membrane
Molecular function (GO): GTP binding; calcium channel regulator activity; GTPase activity
Source: RefSeq, a predicted model, not a curated record
GCCAGGCCCCUGUCCCGGUGCAGGGCACUGACCCGCUGGCUGGCUCGUUGCAGAGGACACGUACGAGCGCACCCUGUCCGUGGAUGAUGAGGAGACCACGCUGCUGGUGAUGGACACCUGGGAGCCAGCACCACGGGCCCAGGACGAGGAGAACCGGUCCCACAACUGCUGCCUGCAGGUGGGGAAUGCCUACAUCAUCGUCUACUCCGUCACGGACCGGGGCAGCUUCGAGAGCGCCUCCGAGCUGCGGAUCCAGCUGCGCCGCACCCGGCAGGCCGAGAACAUCCCCAUCAUCCUGGUGGGCAAUAAAACGGACCUGGUGCGGCGCCGAGAAGUCUCCGUGGAAGAGGGCCGGGCCUGCGCCGUGGUCUUCGACUGCAAGUUCAUCGAGACGUCGGCCGCGCUGCAGCACAACGUGGCCGAGCUCUUUGAAGGCGUCGUGCGCCAGCUCCGUCUACGCCGCGACGGCUCGGAGGCCGGAGACCAGUGCCGUGCCACUCCCGCGCGCCAGGAGAGCCUCACCAAGAGGGCCCGGCGCUUCCUCGGCCGCCUGGUCGCCAGGAAGGUGGCAUUGAAAGCCCGCUCCAAGUCCUGCCAUGACCUGGCCGUGCUCUGAGACCCGCAGCCAGGUGGCCGAGCACACUCCUGCAGCCGUGUGCACGGGGCCUGGCAGACUCUCACCGUGUGCCCUACCCUGGUCUGGCUGCAGCCACAGCAGGGGACGGAGCCACCUCCCCUCGGCGGCAGCCUUGGAAGCUGUAAGGCCCUGCCAGAGGAGCCAGGGGGGUCCCGCUCCCCCAGGCAGAGCAGCCCCCAGUUGCUCACCUGCAGCCCUACAGGACGAGGCGUGGAGCCCAGGCAUGUACCUCUGCAAGGAGAAGGCCCCCCAGGAGAGGGCAGGGGACCACCAGGAGGAUGUGAAAGCACUGGGGUUAAAUGUGGCACUCUGUGGCAGAGACCGGGGGCAGCACGAUGGCCCUGAGUGUUGCAGCUGGCACGAAGCAUGGUGCAGGUGGGUGCUCAAAGGAGGCCCUGAUCCAGGCUGCGAUGGCACCUCGUGGGACAGGGCAUCUCCAGGGACAUAUUCACUUCAGUGCUGGCAUGGGGGAAGAGGAGGAUGCUUUGAGGACUGUUGUGGGGUGGGGUCUGGCCCGUGGGGGACAGCAUUCCUCAGACCCGGUGCCCUGGUCCUGCCAGCGGGGACUCGGGCUUUUGUACCAGCCUCGCUCUUUUGUGCACUGUUUCUACAACCAGGUUUUCCCGCUGUCUUUGUAUGAGCGCGACGAUGCCCCUGAGCCCCGCAGAAUAAACUGAACCCA